This is a messenger RNA of Labeo rohita (rohu), 4465 nucleotides long. Its product is annotated as nuclear GTPase SLIP-GC. Gene Ontology annotation, molecular function: GTPase activity. NCBI's taxonomy places the organism in Eukaryota, Metazoa, Chordata, Actinopteri, Cypriniformes, Cyprinidae. The record is from RefSeq and is a predicted model, not a curated record. Bases 102 to 2483 code for a protein of 793 amino acids. The transcript is spliced from 19 exons.
GUUUCAUAAAAUCUUGCCAGCAGCAUUCAUACAGAUACUGAACGUGAAAACCUGUGAUUUCAUUGCAGGGCAUCAUUCACCCCACAAUAAUUUACUCUACAAUGACUAGCCACGGUUCUAAAAGAAAGUGUAGUAAUGAACCAUCUGGCUCAAGUGCAAAGCGACCUACUAAAAGUUCACAGGAACCUAGAACAGGUUCUAAAAGAAAGCGUAGUAAUGAACCAUCCAGCUCAAGUGCAAAGCGACCUACUAAAAGUUCACAGGAACCUAGAACAGAUUUGAUCAUUAAGCAGACAAAGGACAUGAUUAAAAAAAUAAAAAGAAAUAUUUCAAUCCAAGACUCAACUGACUUAAAAACCUAUAUCAUAGACCAGAUUUUAAAUAUGGAUAUGAUGUACAAAUGCAAUACAAACAGGAAGAAGGUAACCAUAGGAAUUUUUGGAAGAUCUGGAGAAGGUAAGAGCUCCCUUCUAAAUGCAGUCCUUGGAGAAAGAUAUCUACUUCCAUCUGGUUCUUCUGGUGCAUGUACAGCCAUUACUACACAAGUGGAAGGAAAUCUGAGUGACUCUGACUACACAGCAGAGAUUGAAUUCAUUACUAAAGAGGUUUCACUUUCAGUUUCAUCAUAUUGUGAUUAUUUUAGUAAGACUAUUAAAAUAACUUGUGAGGUGAAGGUAAUAAUUCUACAUUGUGAAAUGUAUUGCUGUUUGUAUCUUGUAUCUCUGCAGGAGUGGGACAGUCAACUUAAAUAUCUUUUAUUAGAUUUGUCUGAUAAAACUGAGGAAAGAAAUGAUGACUUGACUAAAAUUGCAAUAGAAAAGAUCACUGCACUGUAUGGUGCUAAUAAAUUUAAAAAAACACUGGAUGAGCUCAAAAAAGAUGCUAAAUCUGCUGAAAUUGAAAAACUUUUGCUUAUGAAAAAGAAAACAAUUUCAAAUAUGAAUAGCUCCAACUUUGCCAGGGAGAUUUCACAAUUCAUACAGCAUAGUAGAUCAAAUCCUGGUAACUGGUACUGGCCCAUUGUGAAGAGUGUAACGAUCAAGGUUCCAAACCCACUCCUAGAGCACAUUGUCUUUGUUGAUAUUCCGGGGACUGGAGACUGCAACAAGACUAGAGACAGCCUAUGGAAAUCAAAACUAGCAGAGUGCUCUAUAGUGUGGAUCAUAAGUGCCAUCAACCGAGGCACUACUGAUGAAGACCCCUGGGAAAUAUUAAAACACUGUGUUUACUACAUGACACAAGCAGGAGAGUGCAAAAGCAUUAACUUCAUCUUUACCAAGACUGAUGAUAUAGAUCCAGAAGAAUACAUUAGAAAUGAAUGGCCAAGUGAAGAGGAAAAACCAGACAAGGAUCAGAAAAUAGCAUGUAUACGUAAGAGGAACAUCUCUUCCAAAGAGACAGUGAGAGAAAGCUUUGAAAAUUCUAAAUUGAAGAAAAAAAUGACUCUGAACAUUUUUACUGUAAGCACAAGGGCAUAUUUUGACAAAACAUUAUGCAUGAAACACAGUGACACAGAAAUCCCAAAGUUACAGGAUGUCCUGAAGAAUCUUAACAGCAGUAUCAACAAAGACCUGGCCAGAGAUUAUGUCAAUGAAGCAAAGGGAAUUUUGUCUUUGAUCAAAAGUGUGCAGUCGGAGACAGGCAAUGUGGUUCAGACAGGGGUACACGAAAAAUUUGAGCUGAACCUAUUUAAGGCACUGGAGAAGUUAGGUUGGCAGUUUGACAUGCUUUGUUGUGUUCUGGAAAAGUGUCUCUCAGAUGGAGUGGAAGAGUCAGAGAGAUUAUGUAGUACCAGUGCAUGUUCCAUUAUAUCACCUAAUUUACCUCACGGCAAAGGAGGAUUCCAUAAAAUCCUGAAGGCUUUGUGUAAAAAUGAUGGCUACCACUGGUCAAAUGCAUGGAGUAAAGACUUGGAUCUAAACAUGGAAUUGGCCCAACACAUGCACAAAAACAUUGAGGAGGAGUUUGAUUCAAUUUUUCCAGUUGAUUGUAAAACAGGGAAAUCAGUGCAAGAACAGAUUGAAAAAUUCAGUAUUAUCCAAAGUGACACUGAGCCCUCCAGAGCUUCCAUGAUUUAUCACAUUGACAACUUCAUCAAAAGAGAGGAAAUCAAACUCAAGAUGAGGCUCAAAAGAGAAGUUAUUGAAAGAAAGAAGAAAAUCUCCUUAUCUAUCACAACAACAAUUAAGGAUGCAAUGGUUCCCUAUUAUCAAAAAGCUGCGAAGUUCUCUGGAACUGGAUCCAUGAAGAAAAUGCAGAAUACCCUAACAGAAGCAAUUGAUAAUUUAAAACAUGACAUGUUCAUACAGGCAAAAGCAGAAGCGCUUAGGAAGUUCAGAGAUUUGGAGCAACAUAUAAAAGAUACUCUGGAGUCUGGACUACAGAGAUCAAUACUCUUGCUGUUAAAAACUGGCAAAAUCAAACUGGAUGUUGUUGAAGACAUUAAAGAGCUUGAGAACCUGUUACAACAACUGAGUGACUGAGGAAAAAGCAUGCAGUACAAUUCACAUGGAACAAGGGACGUUUCACUCUUCAGUUCAUGUUUUUACAGCUUAUAUAUAUAUAUAUAUAUAUAUAUAUAUAUAUAUACAGUGCUGCUUGAAAGUCAUUUAGUCUUUGUCAUUUAGUUAUUGAGAAAAAUGAUCCAGUGUUAAAUAUUUGCGAGGUGUAAAAUUUUGUGAAUCUUUGCUUUCAGUAUCUGUUACGACCCCUUUUUGAAGCAAUAACUCCAGCUAACAUUAAUCAACUAACUGCUGAUUAGUCCUGCAUAAGGAAUUUUAGCCCAUUCUUUAGUACAGAAACACUUGAACCCUGUGAUGUUGGUGGGUUUCCUCCUAUGAACUGCUUACUUCAGGUCCUUCCACAACAAUUUAUUUGGAUUAAGGUCUGGACUUUGACUCUGACUCAUUACCUUUGUUCUUGUUUAACCAUUUUUUAGUAGAAUGACUUGUGCUUGCGGCCGAUAUCUUGCUGCAUCACCCACUUUUUUCUUUAGAUUUUAGUUAAUGGACAGAUGUCCUGACAUUUUCCUUUAGAAUUUGCUGGUAUAAUUCAGAAUUUAUUGUUCCAUCAAUGAUGGCCCAGAUGCAGCAAAACAGGCCCAAACCAUGAUGCUACCACCACCAUGUUUCACAGAUGGGAUAAGGUUCUUCUUAUGCUGGAAUGCAGUAUUUUUCUUUCUCCAAACAUAACAGCUUUUAUUUAAACCAAACAUUAUAUUUUGGUCUCAUCUGUCCACAAAACAUUUCUCCAAUAGCCUCUGACUUAUCUACAUGAUCUUUAUCAAACUGCAAUCAGGCAGCAGUGUUUUUUGGAGAGUUGUGGCUUCCUCCUUGCGACCCUGCCAUGCACACUGUGGUUGUUCAUUGUUUUCCUGAUAAUGGACUCAUAAGCUUCAACAUUAACCAAUGUGAGAAAGGCCUUUAGUUGCUUAGAAGUUACCCAGAGGGUUCUUUGCAACCUCAGACACUAUUAUCUUGCUUUGGAAUGAUCUUUGUUGGUUGACUUCUGGGUAGGGUGACUGUGGUGUAGAAUUUCCUUUAUUUGUACACAAUCUGUCUGACAGUGGAUUUGUGAAGUCCAAACUUUUUAGAGAUGGUUUUGUAACCUUUUCCAGCCUGAUGAGCACCAACAACUCUUAAUCUGUGGCCCUCAGAGAUCUCCUUUGUUUGUGUCAUAAUUCAGUUACACCUAAUUGUCAUCAUAUUAACUGAAAACACUUCUGAACAGAUAGCCUCGAAUUUUACCUUAAAAUGAACUGGUAAUCCUAGAGAUUCACAUACUUUUGCAAUUCACAAAUAUUUAACACUGGAAGAAAUUUCAUAAUAAAUAAAUGACAGUAUAUAUUAAGUAUAUUUUUCAUCUGAUUUGUUUAAUUGGGUCCUCUUUGUCAAUUUUCAAAAGUUGUGUGAAAAUCUGAUUAACUUUUUGGUCAUAUUUAUGCCAAAAUAUAGAAAAUUCUAAAAGGUUCACAAACUUUCAAGCUAUCAAUAUAUAUAAAAUCUAACAAUCUAACACUUUUUCCUCCUAUGCUUGUGAUCAUUACCCUUAAUAUAUUUCUUCUUUUGGGAUUAUGUUAUUUUAUACAUUGUUUAAGAAUGGGGAUUAAAUGUAUAUAAUGAAGUUGUACAUGCUACCAAGUUUGACUUGGUACUAAAUGUUUAGCUUUAAAAGCUAAAAAGCUUUAUCUGCUUGAAGUGGUUUGCUAGUUUUUAAAGGAAACCAGGAAAGAAAAGAAAAAAGAUGCUGUUAUAUUAAUAACAUUUUCAUUUUCAUUCUCAAAUAUUAAUACACAGACGUUAAAUAAUUGUUUUAUAAUGACAAGUUUUGGAAUUAUAUAUUAGCAGUGAAAGCAUGGUAAUUCUACCUAAUUUCUGUAUACUUUGUAGUAUACUGCAUAUGCUGUAAGUGCCAUAUUAUGGCAGUUUGUGAAAUGAAUACAUCAAUAAAUCAUUGAAACAAUAAA